AUGGCGCCAGGGACAGCCCAGGCCGAGCAGCUCCUCCUCCACCCGGACCCGGAGCAGCGCCGGCGAGCGCCGGAUUGCCGCCAUGCAUGGGGCCUCUCGGUGGCAGUCCUGCUCCUGCUGCUGCCUUCCGCCGCCGGCCUUCACCCUCCUAUGAUGUUCUGCGCGCCGCCGCCGGAGACAGUCCCGCUGACCCUCCUUGCCGGUGCGCAGGAGAAGGGAGCAGUGUGCUUGGACGGGACCCCGCCGGGCUACCACCUGCAGAGAGGCUCCGGCACCGGCGCAAACAACUGGCUCAUCCAUCUACAGGGAGGAGGCUGGUGCAGCACUGCCAAGGAUUGUUCCAGCCGAAGCAAUUCCGAUCUCGGUUCGUCCAACUUCAUGAAACCGAUAUUGUUUGCCGGGAUCCUCAGCAGCGAUCAGCAACUGAAUCCUGAUUUCUACAACUGGAACAAAGUGUAUGUGCGCUACUGCGACGGGGGAUCAUUUUCUGGGGAUGCGGAAGGUCAAGCGCCGGAUGGAAGUACACUUCACUUUAGAGGAUUGCGCAUCUAUGAGGCAGUUAUUGAUGAAGUCAUGGAAAAGGGACUUGCCAAUGCUACCCAGGCUCUUCUUACAGGUUGCUCUGCUGGUGGUCUAGCCACGAUGCUACACUGCGAUGAUUUUAGUGCAAAGUUUCCUCAAGAGGUUUCAGUUAAAUGCCUUGCCGAUGCUGGGUUUUUUAUUGACGUAAAGGAUAUAUCUGGAGAAAGGACCUUUUGGUCUGUCUUUGAUGGUGUUGUUCAGCUCCAGAAUAUUAGAGAAGUGUUGCCCAAGGACUGCCUUGCCAAAAAGAAGCCAAAAGAGUGUUUCUUCCCCGCCGAGCUUAUAAAGAGCAUCCACAGCCCAAUGUUUAUUCUCAACUCUGCAUACGAUUCAUUUCAGGUACGAUAUGUUCUCAUACCGGAUUCGUUGGCUCCUGAUAAUUCGUGGUUGUGUUGCAAACAUAAUAUCCGGAACUGCAAUUCCACACAAAUGGAAUUCCUUAACGGAUUCAGGAACGCGAUGGUGGAUGCAUUGAAGGUUGUCGAAGAUAAAGAGGGAUGGGGAUUGUUCAUUGCUUCAUGCUUCACUCACUGCCAAACGGUCUCUGACAUCUCUUGGAAUUCACCAUUCUCCCCUAGGCUUGGAGAUAAGACAAUUGCUGAGGCUGUAGGAGAUUGGCAAUGUGGAUGUAGCGAAAGAGUGAAAGAGAUUGACUGCGAGUACCCAUGCAACCCAACAUGCAGCAGACAGUUGCCGUCGAUGUAAUGAUUUAUUACUACACUUCACUGCGAGUACCCACUGUGGAUGUAAUGAUUUAUUACUACACUUCACUGGAUCGCAACGAGAUUUACUAUUCAAGAAAGAAGGGGCAAAUGCAUCUAGAAUUAUGCAGUGUUGGAUAUCAUAGUGAAAAUAAUGAAAACUUAGCAUGAAAAGAGUAUGCUCAACUGAAUGACAACAAGUCAAGUGAAAAUUUUCGCUGUGUGAACAUCUGACAUUAUUUACCGUACAUGCACUAAAUUAGCAUGGGAAAUUUCUGAAAAAUAUACGUUUCUUCAAAAUUUCAAUUCACAUUUAUUUGUGGUUUGGGCAAACAUAAAAGAGAAACCAUAACAUGUUCCAAGUUUAGAAUGGAGAAGGGUGAAAAGGAAAAAAUUCAUUGUGCACAUGAUUGUUCUUUUUGUUUCUCCGAACAAAAAUUGAACUUGAGAAUGAAUUUUAUUAGAUGUUCGAUAUAUCCUCAAUAUUUUCUAUAUAAUUGGCUUGGUCAGUGCUUGUUUGUCAGGAUCAUAAAAAAAAAUCCCACAGUCGGACGCUCGCCACACGUGGCAGUGGGGCACUCAGUUUCCUGGCCAA
Molecule: messenger RNA, 1878 nt
Organism: Aegilops tauschii subsp. strangulata
Lineage: Eukaryota; Viridiplantae; Streptophyta; Magnoliopsida; Poales; Poaceae
Product: pectin acetylesterase 5-like
Molecular function (GO): hydrolase activity
Source: RefSeq, a predicted model, not a curated record